AUGGCCGUCACUGCUGUCAGCGUGACCCCGUUCUCCGAAGAAGGCCAACCGAAGGAGGUAGGUGCCGGCUACACCUUUAUUUAGAGCGCCGCUCAAAGCCAGAGCGACGCAACACGGGCUUCGCCUUUGUCAUUCGGUACGCCAUCGUCGGACGACUGCUCUUUGUGCCGCAGGGCAUCCGGGAUCGAAUGGCUACCCUGUACCUGCCUGUUUGGGGAUCCAAACCUACCACCGUCAUCAGCGCCUACCCACCCCCCCCCCUCUACCCACCAAUUACCAGCUCUGUCGAGGCGAGGAACAAUUUGUACGAGGACCUACACGUCCUCCUGACGUCUGUGCUCAAGUCGGACAAACUGCCUGACUUCGGUGACUUCAGUGCCCACGUUGGGACAGGCGACGCCGCCUGGAAGGAAGUUACGGGUCUCCAUGGUCUCGAUGGCUGUAACGAAAACGGCCUUCUUCUUCAGCGAACAUACGUGCAACAUGGCCUCCUCCGUCAUCCGACAAGAGAGCAAGCGACCUGGAGUCAUUCCCCACAGCGGUGCUGA
Messenger RNA from Spirometra erinaceieuropaei, 548 nucleotides. NCBI's taxonomy places the organism in Eukaryota, Metazoa, Platyhelminthes, Cestoda, Diphyllobothriidea, Diphyllobothriidae. The record is from the annotation of a GenBank genome assembly.